Triticum aestivum (bread wheat) is the source of this 3492-nucleotide messenger RNA. RefSeq lists its product as uncharacterized. Gene Ontology annotation, molecular function: protein binding. The record is from RefSeq and is a predicted model, not a curated record. Gene Ontology annotation, cellular component: mitochondrion. The transcript has 5 exons. Lineage: Eukaryota; Viridiplantae; Streptophyta; Magnoliopsida; Poales; Poaceae. Bases 91 to 3261 code for a protein of 1056 amino acids.
CACAUUGAAUCGUUUUUCAGCGUCCAAGCCCAAAAAAACCUCAACAAAGCCCACGGAACGCGGCCGAACAGGACAGCCAGUCCGCCGCCCAUGUUGCGCACGGCGAUCCCCGCGGCGGCGCGGCGGCGCAUCUCCUUUGCCCCGGCAAGAUUCGCGCACGAGCUUGCGCAGGCGCAGGCGCAGGUCCAGUCGGCCGUCCCUGGACGGGACGGCCUUGAGCCGUCGUGGGUCCCGCUGUACAGGAGGAUCUCGAAGCUGUCCCAUGGCAGGCAGCCGGGAAUGGCGGCGGCGGAGAUGACCAAAUAUCUCCGCGAGAGGCGCCCGCUCUCGGAGUACCAGAUCGUCGCCUACAUCCGGAAGCUCCGCAAGUUCAAGCGUCACGCGUGCGCGCUCGAGUUGAUGGAUUGGAUGGAAGCUCGUGGAGCAAAGUUGACGCAUGGGCAUCAAGCGCUGCGGCUUGACCUUGUUUCAAAAGUUCACGGGAUACAGGCAGCUGAAGAAUAUUUCUGGAGCCUUCCAGAUAUAUUGAAGUCAAGGAAAGCUUAUUCAAGUUUGCUUAACUGCUAUGGUGAACACGGGAUGGCAUUUAAAGGUCUGAAAUUCUAUGAGAAGAUGAAAGCCAAGAACAUUGUUCCAAAUACACUGGUGUACAACAGCCUGAUGGUUUUGUACAAAAAGGCGGGCCAGCCAGAGAAAAUCCCCUCCACAUUUGAAGAAAUGCGAGAAAGCGGUAUAACUGCUAACAGUUUUACAUACUUCUCAUUGGUAGAAAGCUAUGUUACAAUGAAUGACCUGGAGGCUGCGGAGAAAGUCCUGGAAGAAUUGCAGAAGGUGGCUCCAGUUCACUGGUCCCUAUAUACUCUAAUGGCAAACAGUUACAUUAAACUAGAGCUGUGUGGAAAGGCAGAAGUUGCCCUAAAGAAAGCCGAGGAAGUUAUGAACAAAGAUGAAUUAUCCUCAUGGUAUUUCCUCCUCUCCAUCUAUGCCCGCUGUGGAAAUGCAACCGAGGUUAAGAGGAUCUGGGAGUCUUUGAAGUCCACAUUCAAGAAAUGUUUGAACAGAAGCUAUCUUGUGAUGCUUCAAGCUCUGAGUACUAAUGAUGACUUUGAGUCUUUACAGCAAAUCUUUCAGGAGUGGGAAUCGAGUCAUGAACAAUAUGACAUGAGGAUAACAAAUGUUAUGAUCAAAGCUUACCUUGAUAAGGGUAUGAUAGACGAAGCUGAGGCUAUCCGUCAGAGGGCCAUGGCUAAGGGUCGUUGUGAUGACAGGACGAUUUACAUAUUUGCCGAAUUCUAUUUGGAAAAAUCUAAUGUUACCGUGGCACUGGAGAUCUUGAGAGAUGCAAAGAAGAUGGUGACGGCACACAAAUGGGUGCCAUCCAAAAAGCUUACAAGCAGAUUUCUGAAGCACUAUGAAGAGUCAAAGGAUGUUGACCGUGUGGAGUCUUUCUGUGAGUGCCUGAGGAAGCUCGAAUGCCUUGAUGCAGAAGCUUAUGAGGGCAUGAUGCGGACCUAUAUAGCUGCAGCCAAGCCCCCAAUAAACCUCAACAAACCCCAAGGAACGCGGCCGAACAGGACAGCCGGUCAGCCACCCAUGUUGCGCACGGCGAUCGCCGCGGAGGCCCGGCGGCGCAUCUCCCUUGCCCCGGCAAGAUUCGCGCACGAGCUCGCGCAGGCGCAGGCGCAGGCCCAGGCCCAGACGGCCGUCCCUGAGCGGGGCGGGUUUGAGCCGUCGUGGAUCCCGCUCUACAGGAGAAUCUCGAGGCUGUACGGCAGGCCACCGGGGAUGGUGGCGGCGGAGAUGGACAAAUAUCUACGCAAGAGGCGCCCGCUCUCGGCGGACCAGAUCGUCGCCUACGUCCGCAAGCUCCGCAAGUUCAAGAGCAACGCUUGCGCGCUCGAGUGGGUUCGGGAUGAAUCUCCGUUCUGCAUUCUCUUUGUGGAUAAUUUCGAUUUAAGGUCACUAUUGGAAUUUGGAAAUGCGCUGUGCGAAUUGUGCAUUCCGCAUUCUCGACUGAAGAAUAGGACAAAUACCACAAUGUUGAUGGACUGGAUGGAAUCUCGUGGAGCAAAGUUGACACCUGGGCAUCAAGCGCUGCGGCUUGGCCUGGUUUCAAAAGUGCAUGGGAUACAGGCAGCUGAAGAAUAUUUCUGGAGCCUUCCUGAUAAGUCAAAGAAAACUUAUUCAUCUUUGCUUAACUGCUAUGGUGAACACAGAAUGGCAAGCAAAGGUCUGGAACUCUAUGAGAAGAUGAAAGUCAUGGACAUUGUUCCAAAUACACUGUUGUACAACAACUUGAUGACUUUGUACCAAAAGGCGGGCCAGCCAGAGAAAAUCCCCUCCACAUUUGAAGAAAUGCGAGAAAGUGGUAUAAGUGCUAACAAUUUUACAUACUUAAUAUUGAUAGAAAGCUAUGUUACAAUGAAUGACCUGGAGGCUGCAGAGAAUGUCCUGGAAGAAUUGCAGAAGGUGGCUCCAGUUCACUGGUCCUUGUACACUAUGAUGGCAAACAAUUACAUCAAACAAGAGCUGUUUGGAAAGGCAGAAGUGGCCCUCAAGAAAGCUGAGGAAGUCAUGGAUAAAGCUGAGUUAUUGUCCUGGCAUUUCCUCAUCUCUUUGUAUGCCCGUUCUGGCAAUUCAACCGAGCUUAAGAGGAUCUGGGAGUCUUUGAAGUCCACAUUCAAGAAAUGCUCGAACAAAAACUAUCUUGUGAUGCUUGAAGCUCUGAGUAUGAUUGAUGACUUUGAGUCUUUGCAGCAAAUCUUUCAGGAGUGGGAAUCAAGUAAUGAACAUUAUGACAUGAGGAUAACAAAUGUUAUGAUCAAAGCUUACCUUGAUAAGGGCAUGAUACACGAAGCUGAGGCUAUCCGUCAGAGCACAAUGUCUCAGGGUCAUUGCAACGGGAGGACGGUUUAUAUGUUUGCCGAGUUCUAUUUGGACAAAUCUGAUGUUACCGCGGCACUGGAGAUCUUGAGAGAUGCAAAGAAGAUGCUUACGGCACACAAAUGGGUGCCAUCGGAAAAGCUUACGAGCAGAUUUCUGAAGCACUAUGAAGAGUCCAAGGAUGUUGACGGUGUGGAGUCUUUCUGCGAGUGCCUUAGGAAGCUCGAUUGCCUUGAUGCAGAAGCUUAUGAGGGCAUGAUGCGGACCUAUAAAGCUGCAGGUAGAACCAACCCAUCCAUUGCUCAGCGCAUCGAAGAUGAUGGGAUUCACGUUGGCCCUGAGACGACGAAAUUGCUGGAGCAUGUCUCCGGCAAUUGAAACUGAGAAGGAAAGAAACUUUGUAAGAACUCGAGGCCGCCGUAGAAUUUUUCUUCAUUAUAGAGCAGAAUUAUGACUUGUCAAAGAUGUCGUUAUCUCGUGAAAAGCUUGCUGUCACCGGAUUUCUGUACAUGAAUUGCAAGGUCUUUUGGCAUUUUACAUUUGACCCCCCUGACUACUGUGUACCAUCUAUCUAAGCUGCUAAUACGAUGGAGGAGUUAUUUUCAAUUA